Messenger RNA from Drosophila obscura, 920 nucleotides. RefSeq lists its product as uncharacterized. The record is from RefSeq and is a predicted model, not a curated record. The coding region runs from base 90 to 842 and encodes 250 amino acids. NCBI's taxonomy places the organism in Eukaryota, Metazoa, Arthropoda, Insecta, Diptera, Drosophilidae. The transcript has a single exon.
CUCACAGCUGUUUCCCUUAAACGACGGCAUUUUCGUUUCAAUAUUUCUGCCCGCGCGGAAACACAAAUUGUUUUGUCGUUUUCUCAAAAAUGGCAAAUUCAGUGUACAAUUCAAUUGAAAUAACAGAUUCUGAUGAAGAGGCAAAUUUCGUGGAUCGUCCAUCGUUGGAGCCAAAAUGUUCCGAGAGUCCGCCGCCAUCAGGCGAAUCAAAAGCAAACUCAGUAAAUGAAAUUACUCCCAAGAAAGCGACACCGGCGUACUUGGAAAGGGACGCAUCUGUGACGUCGCCAUCGUCCUCGGAUAAAACAGGCACAUCGCCUGGCACAGGAGCAGACAUCAACGACAAAUCCAACGCCAAAGGGCCAGGACGUCAGAGGUCUCGAAAGAGCCAGCAUCAAACCCUUCGCAUGAGUCCCGCAGACCUACAAUUCGAAACCAUUGCAUUGGAAGAUGAAGAAUCGCGACGCGCAAAAAUGGCAAAAGUAACAGAUGAACCUCAACUGCAGCGAAAUGUGGUGGACGCCAUUUCCAAUCUGAUAGCUGGCCACGAAAUGCAGGCGCUUAUCAAGCGCAUUGCCAAGGAGCGUGUGCGUUGUAACUUUCUGUUGGCCACCUAUCAAUUGCCGGAUAUGAAUUUCGCGCUGAACACGCCGAGGAAUACGCAGCGUUAUCAAUUUCGGGAGCGUCUUAGGCAGCGCAACGAGAAGAAUUUGCCAAAUGCAGCUACAACAACAACAACAACAUCGCGCCCCACAGCACCGCCCACUGCCACUGCCAACGCCAACGCCAACAAAGGGACAACCAGCAAGGGAAUCGUAAGAGCCAGACAGCCUCAGUCGUAGCCCAUAGAAGUUUAUUUAAUUUUUACGUGUUGGGAAAAUCGAAUGUCAAUAACUGAACUAAUAUAGUCUUAAAAUUCA